AUGGUUGGACAGAAAGGCCUUGCCAAUGGCGGCGGGAGCUCCCUCGCCCAGGUCGAACAGGUUGUAAAGGCAUCGCUGAGAUCCCUGCCCGCUGAGACCGGCGACGGUACUUACGUCAAGUAUAACACGACCACUGGCCUGGGCCAGGAUUUGAGCCAUGUCGAUCUCAAGGAUGUUAAGACUCUGGCCGAGGUCGCUAAGAGCGCAAUUACUGGUGACCCCGUCAACGAUCGGGAAUACAUCAUGGAGCGAGUGAUCCAGCUCGCAGCAGGUUUGCCUUCUACAUCUAAAAAUGGGAAGGACUUGACAAAUACUUUCCUGAGUACCCUUUGGAAUGAUUUACAGCACCCGCCUACUUCCUAUCUUGGACGGGACUCUGCAUAUCGAAAAGCAGAUGGAUCAGGCAAUAACCCUUUCUGGCCCAACAUUGGUGCCGCUGGUACACCUUAUGCACGAUCUGUCCGACCACAGACAAUGCAGCCUGCUGCUCUCCCAGAGCCGGAGACCCUUUUCGAUAGCCUCCUAGCUCGGAAGGAGUUCAAGGAACACCCCAACAAAAUUUCCAGUGUACUCUUCUAUCUUGCAUCUAUCAUUAUUCAUGAUCUUUUCCAAACCGACCCCAGAGAUUUUACAGUUUCUUUGACUUCCUCUUACCUGGACCUGGCUCCACUUUACGGAAACAACCAAGAUGAACAGAAUACUGUUAGAACAUUCAAGGAUGGAAAGCUCAAGCCGGAUUGCUUUUCCACCAAGCGAGUUCUGGGAUUCCCGCCUGGUGUCGGUGUUCUGCUGAUCAUGUUCAACCGUUUCCACAACUACGUCGCCGAGCAACUCGCACAGAUCAACGAGGGUGGCCGAUUCACGAAACCAGAUGAGUCAAACACAAAAGCUUAUGCCACCUGGGAUAACGAUCUUUUCCAAACGUCACGCCUGGUUACCUGUGGUCUCUACGUCAACAUAAUCUUGAAAGACUACGUUCGAACUAUUCUCAACCUCAACAGGACUGAUAGUACCUGGAGUUUGGAUCCUCGUGCGGAGAUGAAGGAUGGUCUGCUCAGUGAUGCGGCCAAGCAAGCCACUGGAAACCAGGUUUCGGCUGAGUUCAACCUUGUCUACCGAUGGCACUCGUGCAUCUCUGCUCGUGACCAAAAGUGGUCCGAGGAUAUGUAUAGGGAGCUGUUUGUGGGCCAGGAUCCGAGUAAGAUUUCCCUUCAGCAGUUCGCCAUGGGUCUCGGAAAAUGGGAGGCAACAUUGCCUGAGGAUCCUGUGGAGCGCCCAUUUGCCAAGUUACAGCGCCAGGCCGAUGGCCAUUUCAGUGACGAUGAUCUGGUCAAGAUCUUUGAAGAGAGUGUGGAAGAUGUUGCUGGAGCAUUCGGUGCCUCAAACGUGCCAACUGUCUUCCGUACGAUCGAAGUUCUGGGCAUCAAGCAAGCACGGUCGUGGAACCUGGCUACUCUCAACGAGUUCCGGUCAUUCUUUAACCUGCAGCCAUACAAGACCUUUGAAGAGAUCAACUCGGAUCCUUACAUUGCUGACCAGCUCAGACAUCUCUACGAUCACCCAGAUUUGGUCGAGCUCUACCCUGGCCUGAUUGUUGAAGAUGCCAAGGACCCAAUUCUUCCAGGUAGUGGGUUGUGUGCAAACUACACUACUUCGAGGGCUAUUCUCUCGGAUGCAGUUACACUCGUUCGUGGAGACCGCUUCUAUACAGUUGACUACACUCCGAAACACCUGACGAAUUGGGCGUUCAACGAAAUAAGCUAUGACACGACUGUCGACCAGGGUGCGGUCUUUUACAAGCUGAUCCUGAGAGCCUUCCCUAACCACUUCCGCGGUGACUCGGUCUACGCACACUUCCCAAUGGUUGUGCCUCAUGAGAACAAGAAGAUCCUGACAGGCCUCGGAAAAGGUGAAGUAUACAGCUUCGAUCGACCCACUUACAACCCCCCACCUCGACUGAUCAACUCCCAUGCCGCUUGCAUGUCCAUCCUCGCGGACCAACAGACCUUCAAUGUUACCUGGGGCAAGAAGCUCGAGUUCAUCUUGAGUCGUGAUGGCCACACCUACGGCAGUGACUUUAUGCUGUCAGGUGAUCGCCCACCAAACGCCCAGUCCCGCAAGAUGAUUGGUAAUGCUCUAUACCGGGAUAAAUGGAAGUCAGAAGUCCGCUCGUUCUAUGAGGAGAUUACCUUGCAGCUUCUGAAGAGUAAAUCCUACAAGAUCGCCGGCGUAAACCAGGUCGACAUCGUCCGGGAUGUGUCCAACCUUGCUCAGAUCCACUUCUGUGCACACAUCUUCUCCCUCUCGUUGAAGACUGAGUCAAACCCUCGGGGUGUCUUUACUGAGCAAGAGUUGUACCAGAUCAUGGCCUUGGUCUUCACCUGUAUCUUCUACGAUGUCGAGGUGACCAAAUCCUUCCAGCUUGAGCAGGCCUCCCGCUCGGUUGCCCAACAGCUGGGUGAGUUGGUCAUGGCCAAUGUUGAGCUUGUUGAUAAGGCUGGGUUUAUUGCUGAUAUUGUGAGCCGUCUUCACCGUCAUGACUACCUGUCCGAUUACGGAGUUCACAUGAUCCAGCGCUUGCUGGAUAGUGGACUGCCAGCGAAGGAGAUUGUUUGGACGCACAUUCUUCCGUCGGCUAGUUCCAUGGUCGCGAAUCAGGCUCAGCUGUUCAUUCAAUGUCUGGACUUCUACCUAGAGCCGGAGAAUGCCCAUCACCUUGCUGAGAUUCAACGACUAUCAAAGGAAGAUACUCCAGAAUCCGAGGAGCUGCUGUUGCGAUACUUCAUGGAAGGUGGUCGCAUUCGCUCAUCGGUCGCACUGCCGCGCGAAGUCGCAAAGCCCACAGUCAUCGAAGACAAUGGAGAGAAGAUCACCCUGAAAGCCGGCCAACAGAUCUUCGUCAAUCUGGUAUCCGCAAGCCACGACCCCAAGGCAUGGCCAGACCCCGAACAGGUCCGCCUGGACCGCGAUCUGAGCCAAUACUCCCACUUCGGCUUUGGUCCUCACCAAUGUCUCGGCCUCGCCGUGUGCCAGGUGGCAUUGCCCACUAUGUUGCGGGUUGUUGGGCAACUGGAGAAUCUUCGUCGUGCUCCUGGGCCACAGGGCCAGUUGAAGAAGCUGCCCGCCCUGGGAGGUCUGACUAUGUAUAUGGAUGCCGAGCAUAGUAUGAUCUCGCCAUAUCCUUCGACGAUGAAGAUUCAGUGGGAUGGGGAGCUGCCUAAAGCGGCGAGUAAAUAG
Molecule: messenger RNA, 3237 nt
Organism: Penicillium daleae
Lineage: Eukaryota; Fungi; Ascomycota; Eurotiomycetes; Eurotiales; Aspergillaceae
Product: peroxidase/cytochrome P450 family protein
Exons: 7
Coding region: 1-3237 (1078 amino acids)
Biological process (GO): response to oxidative stress
Molecular function (GO): iron ion binding; oxidoreductase activity, acting on paired donors, with incorporation or reduction of molecular oxygen; monooxygenase activity
Source: RefSeq, a predicted model, not a curated record